AGGCCUGAGGGCAGCUGCGGCUGGAGAGCCGCGCGUGCGCAGACCCGGAAGCGAGUUAGAGAUCCCGCUCCUGAGGUGAUUACGGUUCCUCCAGAACUUUGGGGGCGGAAGGCCUUUCCUGAGGUCAGGUGGUAUAACCUCCAUUUUACAGAUUUGGAAACAUGGCCAGAGCUGCACGAGAUGAAGAAUACUGUAUUCAUUCUGGAAACAACCCAUGUCAUCUGUACUGAUAACUAAGACAGGCACUUGGAUUUCAGAAAAUGCACAUAUUUGCAAGGAAGCCACGCAUACUAGCAUGUUUCUGCCAUAAGGCCACCUAGAGAUCAUGUGGGGCCCAGUGGACGUCACCAUCAGAACUUCUGGUGGCUGAAAGGUCCUGAGAGCCCCUCGCCAUGAGUACCUUGGGUCUGUUCCGUUUUCCUGCCCCACUGACCAGAGUGUGCCUGGUGCCCUGGGGACUCCGGCUCUGCGAGAAGCUGCCGCUCCUGUCCCCAGGAACGAUGGCCACUCCAGUGCAGGCGGCCGGCAAGAAGGACUGCCCCAAGCUGCUCUCCCUGAACGAGCAUGAGCUUGAAGAGCAGUUCGUGAAAGGCCACGGUCCAGGGGGCCAGGCAACAAACAAAACAAGCAACUGCGUGGUGCUGAGACACGUGCCCUCGGGCAUCGUCGUCAAGUGCCACCAGACCAGAUCCGUUGACCAAAACAGAAAGCUAGCUCGGAGAAUCCUGCAAGAGAAAGUGGACGUCUUCUACAAAGGCGAAAACAGUCUCGUUUGCAGAGAAAAACGCGAGGCAGAGAAGAGAAAGCAAGAAAGAAAAAAAAGAGCAAAGGAAACCCUCGAGAAAAAGAAACUCUUGAAAGAACAAUGGGAAUCCAGUAAAAGUGCCCAGAGAGGACUGCAGGUUCUGACUGAAAGAACCUGCUGACUGGCCUCCAGGGUGGCGGCUUUCAGAGGAGAGUGUGUGUGCCGGGCCCCAGAGACAGCCAAGUCUCUAAGCGGCAGACAGACUGUCACGAAUAGAGAUGUAGACUCUGAGAAUAAAACUAUAAAGAAACA
Messenger RNA from Capra hircus (goat), 1057 nucleotides. RefSeq names its product chromosome 17 C12orf65 homolog (gene MTRFR). Gene Ontology annotation, molecular function: translation release factor activity. The record is from RefSeq and is a predicted model, not a curated record. Lineage: Eukaryota; Metazoa; Chordata; Mammalia; Artiodactyla; Bovidae. Gene Ontology annotation, biological process: translational termination. The coding region runs from base 393 to 926 and encodes 177 amino acids. The transcript has 5 exons. Gene Ontology annotation, cellular component: mitochondrion.